Anisakis simplex (herring worm) is the source of this 1434-nucleotide messenger RNA. NCBI's taxonomy places the organism in Eukaryota, Metazoa, Nematoda, Chromadorea, Rhabditida, Anisakidae. The record is from the annotation of a GenBank genome assembly.
AUGUCAAAGUUAUCACGAGGCCGGCCAAAGUUAUCAUGGACUGGUCAAAGACUGUACGAAUCAAAAGACCAGUCGCAUUCGCGUGCCAUUAACAAUAUUCGCCAAAUCUAUACCAGUUGUAUGGACCAGCAACGUCUAGCGCAACUCGGUGGCACCGAACUCGUCAAAGCCAUCGAGCAAAUGGGGCACUGGCCAAUAGUGCACGGCGAGAAAUGGCAAGCCAACGAAUUCGAUUUGACAAAUUUGCUGAUCUACACGAGCGUGACCAGGUCCAUGGAGAUCUUCCUGGAUAUCUACGUGUCCCAAGAUCAGCGUAACGUCUCACGUCGAAUGAUUCACGUUGAUCAAGGAAACCUUGGCCUGGGUGGUAGUGCCCGAGCGUAUUAUUUGAAUAUGACCAGAUAUACGAAACAAAUGCGCGCCUAUAGACAAUAUAUGAUCAAUAAGAUUCUGUUAGUGGCUGAAGAUGCAGGUGAGCCUAGAACACGGGAGGAAAUCGCCAAAGGAGUCGAGGAAAUAAUCGAUUUGGAGAAGCAAAUUGCUGAGAUCAUGAUAUCCGAAGAGCAUCGCAGAAAUUACACAAGGCUCUAUAACUCUCAUAAGCUGUCCGAACUGAAUGAGCUCUUUCCUUUGGUCGACUGGGACAGAUAUUUUAGAGCCGUGAUGCCUGAGGAUCUACACGAUUACUUGAACUCCGAUCCGGAUAUAAUCGUCAAUGAAAUGGAGUUCCUGAAGAAACUAACCGACCUACUAAGGGCUGCCGAUCCACGUAUCAUAACAAAUUACAUUGUUUGGCGUUACACAUCAGCGUGGAGCUUCCAGCUGGACAGCCGUUAUGACGACGUGCAGCAGGAUUUCCUCCGAAUGUUGAUCGGUAAAGAGCGCAAAUCACCACGAUGGAAGGACUGCAGCUCGGCAGCCUCAAGCCGUAUGGCCUAUGCAGCAAGUGCUCUCUACGUGCGGGAAUACUUCAAUGAGGCUGACAAAAAUGCAGCCAUGGAAAUGAUCCGGGAUCUGCAUGAGGCAUUCCGUGAGAUGGUCACUCAUAACGAUUGGAUGGAUGAACAAACCCGAAAGAUCGCCAUCGAAAAAUCCCGCGCCAUGCAAAGUCUCAUUGGAUAUCCGGAUUUUGUGCUGAGCGACGAAAAACUUGACGACUUCUAUAAAUUGUUGAAAUUCGAACCAGGAGACACGUAUGCAGCAAUGGUGCAAAAGACCACUAAAUGGAAGCAAGACCGUGCCUUUAGACGUCUCAUCGAACCCGUUGAUAAGAGUGAUUUCGGCAUCUCGUCAUCGACCGUCAACGCCUUCUAUUCAUCGCUAAAAAAUUCCAUCAGUAAGAUGGCUUUAAUAUUUCUCGAAGACAUAAUAAUUAUAACGAUAAUAAUAAUAAUAAUAAAUAAUAAUAAUAAUCACAAAAAUAAUAAUAAAUAA